Lepus europaeus (European hare) is the source of this 1395-nucleotide messenger RNA. It is a transcript of the gene CELF3, whose product is annotated as CUGBP Elav-like family member 3. NCBI's taxonomy places the organism in Eukaryota, Metazoa, Chordata, Mammalia, Lagomorpha, Leporidae. Gene Ontology annotation, molecular function: mRNA binding. The record is from RefSeq and is a predicted model, not a curated record. Gene Ontology annotation, biological process: regulation of alternative mRNA splicing, via spliceosome; mRNA splice site recognition. The transcript has 12 exons. Bases 1 to 1395 code for a protein of 464 amino acids. Gene Ontology annotation, cellular component: cytoplasm; nucleus; ribonucleoprotein complex.
AUGAAGGAGCCGGAUGCCAUCAAGCUGUUUGUGGGGCAGAUCCCGAGGCAUCUGGAGGAAAAGGACCUGAAGCCCAUCUUCGAGCAGUUUGGCCGGAUCUUCGAACUGACUGUCAUCAAGGACAAGUACACCGGGCUGCACAAGGGAUGUGCCUUCCUGACAUACUGUGCCCGCGAUUCAGCCCUGAAGGCCCAGAGCGCCCUGCACGAACAGAAGACACUGCCAGGGAUGAACAGGCCGAUCCAAGUCAAGCCAGCCGACAGCGAGAGUCGAGGAGAAGACCGGAAGCUCUUUGUGGGGAUGCUAGGGAAGCAGCAGACAGAUGAGGACGUCCGCAAGAUGUUCGAGCCUUUCGGGACCAUAGACGAGUGCACCGUGCUCCGCGGGCCCGACGGCACCAGCAAAGGCUGCGCCUUCGUGAAGUUCCAGACCCACGCCGAGGCCCAGGCAGCCAUCAACACCCUUCACAGCAGCCGGACGCUGCCGGGUGCCUCCUCCAGCCUGGUGGUGAAGUUUGCUGACACGGAGAAGGAGCGCGGUCUCCGGCGGAUGCAGCAGGUGGCCACCCAGCUGGGCAUGUUCAGCCCCAUCGCCCUCCAGUUUGGAGCCUACAGCGCCUACACCCAGGCCCUCAUGCAGCAGCAGGCGGCCCUGGUAGCAGCUCACAGUGCCUACCUCAGCCCCAUGGCCACCAUGGCUGCUGUGCAGAUGCAGCACAUGGCCGCCAUCAACGCCAACGGCCUCAUCGCCACCCCCAUCACCCCUUCCUCAGGAACCAGCACCCCUCCUGCCAUCGCUGCCACGCCCGUCUCUGCCAUCCCUGCUGCCCUGGGCGUCAACGGCUACAGCCCGGUGCCCACCCAGCCCACUGGGCAGCCUGCCCCUGAUGCUUUGUAUCCCAACGGGGUUCACCCCUACCCAGCCCAGAGCCCCGCGGCCCCCGUGGACCCCCUGCAGCAGGCCUACGCGGGGAUGCAGCACUACACAGCAGCCUACCCGGCAGCCUACAGCCUGGUCGCACCUGCGUUCCCGCAGCCUCCAGCCCUGGUCGCCCAGCAGCCCCCGCCACCUCCCCAGCAGCAGCAGCAGCAGCAACAGCAGCAGCAGCAGCAGCAGCGAGAAGGCCCCGACGGCUGCAAUAUCUUCAUCUACCACCUGCCCCAGGAGUUCACCGAUUCAGAGAUCCUCCAGAUGUUUGUCCCCUUUGGCCACGUCAUCUCAGCCAAGGUCUUUGUUGACCGGGCCACCAAUCAGAGCAAAUGUUUUGGCUUUGUGAGCUUCGACAAUCCGGCCAGCGCCCAGGCUGCCAUCCAGGCCAUGAACGGUUUCCAGAUCGGCAUGAAGCGCCUCAAAGUCCAGCUAAAGCGGCCUAAGGACGCCAACCGGCCCUACUGA